AUGGAAUGUGAUAAGAUAUCACUGAAUGAUAAACCUUCACCUCAUACUUCAUCUCCGUCACCACUGUAUGUUAAACGAUUCCUUAAUGCAAAACGGCAAUAUUCUGAAUCAAUUCUGAGAGUCAAAGUGAGCGGUGCGGAAAUGUACAAUAUUUAUAGAGCCUACCAUGGACGUCUUAAUAUAUCAUACAGGCGACUUGAAGACAGUAAACAAGGUUCAUCAAAUUUGGAUUUUUAA
Molecule: messenger RNA, 237 nt
Organism: Cercopithifilaria johnstoni
Lineage: Eukaryota; Metazoa; Nematoda; Chromadorea; Rhabditida; Onchocercidae
Source: the annotation of a GenBank genome assembly